AUGGUUAUGGAAGUUGAAAAAAAUAAAGAUUUAGUCUCUGAACAUUUUUCAGUUGAUGAAACAUUAACAGAAGAUAGUCAUACCCAUUUAAAACAUUCCCUUAAAAAUCGACAUAUCUCCCUUAUCGCUCUAGCAGGUAUCAUUGGUCCUGGUAUUCUUAUCGGUGCCUCUUUGGCAUUAGCUAAUGGUCCAGCAUCACUUAUUAUCGGAUUUGGUAUUAUUGGUAUUAUUGCCUUUUGUAUGAUGCAAUCAUUAGGUGAAUUGGCUACAUUAUACCCUACUGGAGGCACAUUCUCAACAUUGGGUAAUAAACUUGUUGAUCAUGCUUGGGGUUGUGCUGUGGGUUGGAAUUAUGUGAUUAUUUGGAUUGCGGUGUUGGCUAAUGAAUAUAAUACAGUGGCUGCAAUUAUGCAAUUCUGGGGACCACAAGUUCCUUUAUAUGGAUAUAUUUUAAUAUUUUGGACUUUUUUUAUGGCAUUCCAAUUCUUGGGAGUUCGUGCAUUUGGAGAAGCGGAAUUUUGGUUAGCAUUAAUGAAAAUUGUUGGAUUGGUUGCAUUUUAUUUAUUUGCAAUCAUUUAUUGUGCUGGUGGUGUUAAAGGUACUCCAGCAUUUGGAUUCCAUUAUUGGAAUGAUCCAGGUGCUUUUAAUCAUGGAUUCAAAGGAGUGGUGAAUACUUUUGUAUUUGCAAGUACUUUCUAUAGUGGAACUGAAAUUGUUGCUGUUUCAGCUGCAGAAGCUAAAAAUCCAAGUGUAGCUGUCCCAACUGCUAUUCGUCAGACUUUUUGGAGAAUCUUGAUUAUAUAUAUGGGUAUUGCAAUCAGUUAUGGUUUAACAGUUCCUUUUAAUGAAUCAGCAUUAGCUGCUGGAACUAAAACUUUAAGAUCUCCAAUGACAAUCGCAAUCCAAAGAGCUGGUUGGGAAGGUGGUGCCCAUUUAGUUAAUGCCUUCAUUUUAUUAACAUGUGUCCUGGCAAUCAAUUCGUCGAUUUAUAUUGGAUCAAGAACAAUGGUUAAUUUAGCUCAUGAAGGAAGUGCACCUCGUAUUCUUAGAAGAGUUAAUAAACGUGGGGUUCCAUAUGCCGCAGUCAUCUUAAUGAACUGUUGUGGGUUCCUUUCCAUGAUGAAUGUAAGUACUGGUGCUGCUAAUGCUUAUGGUUAUAUUGUUAAUUUAUCCGGUGUUGCUGUUUUUAUUGUUUGGGGUAAUGUUUGUUACUAUCAUAUUAGAUUUAGAAAAGCAUGGAAAUUACAAGGUAAAUCAGUUGAUGAAUUACCCUACAAAGGAUUAUGGUAUCCUAUCUUACCUAUUAUCGGUAUUGUGCUUAAUAUUUUCUUGGCAUUAAUUCAAGGUUGGUCAUAUUUCAAACCAUUUGAUGCUGCUAAUUGGGUUGAUGCUUAUAUCUUAUUGCCAUUCUUCUUUGUGAUUUAUUUUGGAUAUAAAUUCUGGAAUAAAACUAAAUGGAUCAAAUUGGAUCAAGUUAACUUGGAUGAAGGACGAAGAAAAGAUGUGGAUAUACCUGAUGAAGCAAACAAACUUUCUUGGAUUCCGUAA
Molecule: messenger RNA, 1548 nt
Organism: Hemisphaericaspora subhashii
Lineage: Eukaryota; Fungi; Ascomycota; Pichiomycetes; Serinales; Debaryomycetaceae
Gene: AGP3
Product: Agp3p
Exons: 1
Coding region: 1-1548 (515 amino acids)
Biological process (GO): amino acid transmembrane transport
Cellular component (GO): membrane
Molecular function (GO): amino acid transmembrane transporter activity
Source: RefSeq, a predicted model, not a curated record